Messenger RNA from Chondrus crispus (carragheen), 831 nucleotides. RefSeq lists its product as hypothetical. The record is from RefSeq and is a predicted model, not a curated record. Gene Ontology annotation, molecular function: deSUMOylase activity. Gene Ontology annotation, cellular component: nucleus. The coding region runs from base 1 to 831 and encodes 276 amino acids. NCBI's taxonomy places the organism in Eukaryota, Rhodophyta, Florideophyceae, Gigartinales, Gigartinaceae. The transcript has a single exon. Gene Ontology annotation, biological process: protein desumoylation.
AUGAGAAGGCAGUACUUGUGUCUGCAACCUUUAUCACUGGAAGAAGAGGAGAAACAAAAGUCUUUGACGCGAGACCACAGCCGACAUGAAUCCAUGAACAACCGAGGUAGAUCAUGGAUCGAUGCAAUUGAAUUUGAACGGCUGCAUCCCAACCGGUGGCUCGACGACGAAAUCGUGAACGCUUUCGUCUCUCUACUGAACAAAAGAAACAUGCGAUUUAGGUGCAGGGGGGCCCCAACGAAGCAGAACCGGACGUCAAGCCAACAAGACGCAAAACCCAUUGUGCCGAAACACAACUCACUUUUCCAAUCGACCAGGCCCCGCGUGCACAUGUUCAACAGCUUUUUCUUGCAUCGACGAUUCCUGGCCACCUACAACUAUGAAAGGGUACGAAGAUGGCGUAAGAAGGCUUGCGGGGACGUCCCAGUCUCCGGGAACGACCUCUUCUUGUUCCCUUUUCACGAAAAAAUGCACUGGACGCUUGCAGCAAUCGACAUGCGUGGGCGUCAAUUUCUGUACUUGGACUCUCGAGGCGGGAAGGAGAGGCAUGGCAUCUUCAGCGCACUGGGACGCUGGUUGAAGGACGAAAUUGCGGAGUGGGAACCUGGGGCCCGGUUGGAGUUCGAGGAUGUUAAUGCGUGGAAGCGUGUGACAAACCCAGCGUGGAUGCCGAGGCAGACGGAUGAGGUUUCUUGUGGGUUGUUCAUGUUGUACAAUGCGUACUUUUUAGAGCUUGGGAAAGAACCUAGUUUUUCAGAGAAUGAUAUGGAUGUAUUGCGAGGGCGGACGGCUUUAUUUUUCGACCGAGGGGCUCUUCCUGAGAGAGGAUGA